CGAUGCGUGUCCGAAAGGUGUGCGCGUAUCACACACUUUCAUUGUUCUUCGAUGUCUCGACGGGAUAGGUGUAAGCGAUUUCAUGUGUGUUUCUACGAGCACUAACUAAUAUACCUGUUGUCGUCCCAAGACGAGAGCGAUCUAAAUAUUCUGCGAAGUACAUAAGAACGAAAGUUCUUGCAAGUUGCAAUAGCAUAUGAUAUAUUGAUAAAAAAUAUUUGAAGAAUACUAUAAUCGAAGAUACUACCCAGUAAUGCAGUUCAGACAGUCGGCGGUUUGGCUAUUUAAACUCUUGUCAAUUGGUUUUGCAUAUACCGGUAUUAGCGAUUGGGAUGCGUGCAGUGGACGGUUAGAACGUGCCUUGGACGCACUACACAGGGAUUCCAUUAGAAGAAACAAUUUGGAUGAAGAAGAGAUUGGAACGUUGUAUCAGCGCGAACUACAUUCCGUUCCCCUGGAAAUGUCUGUCUCCCGUAUGGCAGUAAAGCUUUCAGAAAAUACGAAGGAGACCAGGGGUUACUGGGCACGAGUGGAACAAUGCGUGUACGAUCCCGAUCAUAAUUCUCUGAGGACGCGCAUUGUAUUCAACGAUCUGUCAGUGUCAGGAAUAGUGUCCCUAAUACCGCGAAAUCAUCAGGCCCUAAUUUCCGCCGAAUCCUGCAAAAUGACACUGCGAUUGAGGCGCGCGGGAAUAGACUUUCUCACCAAUCCGAUCACCCGGGGACGCGGCCAGAUGCGUAUACGUACAGAGUCCAGUUUCCUGGAACCCAGAUUUGCAUCGAUCUAUGCUUAUGACUGCCGUACUACACGCAUCGAUAAGCAAAUCAAACGGCAGGAUAAAUGGCCACCGUAUCAUUUAACUAACGUUAACAAGAUAACACCGACAUUGUCGUUAUCUCUGAACGACAAGUAUGAUGCGGCGGAACCGAGGCAAUUAACGGGCAACGCCGAAAAAAUAGAUAUUGUCAUACCGAACGAGAAUCGACGUUCGCGUUACUUGCAUGUCCCUGAGACGAACUUCGGUGUAUGGAAGAAGAAUUCUUGGAUCACCAAAUUAUCAUCACGUCAGAAACGUUCAAUGGCACGGUACGCGCGUGCUACAUUUGUCAUUACACCGUGGAACUUCACGGACAUCCUGAUAAACAAACGUAAAUCGACAGAGAGACCUGUGAAUUUUACUAAAAUUCUUAAUCUAACCGACGAUUUCCGGAAUGAGGAUCCAUCACAACAUAUAUUGCAGGAUCUCGUAGUAAACGACAAUUUUGACAAUCUCUUCUCUGUAGACUCGAAAGAUCCGAACAGAAUAAAUUGGCAAUCUAAGGAGUAUAUCACGAAAGAAAUGGAAGAAGUGUUUUUGCAGGGUGCUAGCCAAGCAUUGACCAGAUACAUCGAACGUCAACUGCAUCCGGCAAUCAAAGAAACACUAAUGCUGUCUAUGGGUUAUACCAUCAGUUAUGGAUAAAAGUUAAUAUUCGAUACAGCAAUAUUGUAAUUAUCUGUACUUAAAUAAUAAAUAU
This is a messenger RNA of Trachymyrmex cornetzi, 1517 nucleotides long. RefSeq lists its product as uncharacterized. The coding region runs from base 254 to 1462 and encodes 402 amino acids. The transcript is spliced from 5 exons. Lineage: Eukaryota; Metazoa; Arthropoda; Insecta; Hymenoptera; Formicidae. The record is from RefSeq and is a predicted model, not a curated record.